Heterobilharzia americana is the source of this 292-nucleotide messenger RNA. The record is from the annotation of a GenBank genome assembly. NCBI's taxonomy places the organism in Eukaryota, Metazoa, Platyhelminthes, Trematoda, Strigeidida, Schistosomatidae.
AUGACUGAAUACAGUUCUUAUAGAUCAAACAUUCGUUCUAUUCAUUUAAUAGGUGCUUUGUUGAAUCUAACCAACGUAGGAUUGUGCAACUUCAUCUUAUUCAUUUUUCAAUUACCGAACAACUAUUUCCUGACUAAUCAACUUGUUUAUCUGAACUUACCAUUUCAAACUACUUCUGUCCGUAGUACGAUGUAAGUUUUAUUAUUCAAAAAAUUUACCUUGAGGGAUCAUAAUGCUUUUCUUGUCCAAAUAAUAGUUAAGUGGCUAUUUACACUGAUUUUAUCAGUGGAUG